Molecule: messenger RNA, 602 nt
Organism: Exophiala oligosperma
Lineage: Eukaryota; Fungi; Ascomycota; Eurotiomycetes; Chaetothyriales; Herpotrichiellaceae
Exons: 1
Coding region: 69-602 (177 amino acids)
Source: RefSeq, a predicted model, not a curated record
AACAGCAACAGCAACAGCAACAGCAACAGCAACAGCAACAACAACAACAACAACAAUCAUCAAUCAUCAUGUCGUCUCCCGCCUGGUCAACCACGUAUAUGAUGCCUUCUCAAUCACCACCACCACCGACCACCAUGGAGUCUCCCGCGUGGUCAACUGGCUUCCUAUCGCCAGCAGCAAAGCAACCCGACCAACGUCCUCCCGGUGCCCAAGAGGCAGAUUUGAAGUAUCGGUGCCCAUCUCCUCCCCCUCCUCCUCCAACAGAGCCAUUUUUGCGUCCUGGCAUCGCGCCAUAUCAACCACCACCCUUCGGCAAGGGGCCCGAGGUGCCCAAGAAGCCCGCCCCGAAGUCAAUCCUCAAGAAGCAUCCUCGGAUGCCCCAAGACCCGCUGGCGCCACCCAAGAAGGCCAAGCGAGUACGAUUCUUUUACAGAAUCGAAUUUAUCAAAACGACCGAAGAGUUGCUAGAAGAGAAGCGCAGGGAGGAACGAGACGUGGAACGAGCAGCCGCACGGCGGAGGAAACGCGAAGUGGAGAGGCAAAGGAGGGAGAGGGCCGAGCUCAGCAAACAGAGACGCAUGCAGAGGGCUAGACCUAGGUGA